CGGGACGAGAAGCGGAGCUGCGGCCGCGCGGUGCCUCCCUGGCCCGAUUCGGCGGAGGCGGCGGGGACCGGCCGUUUGUAUUCCAAAGAGCUGCAAACAAAGAGGUUUAACAUGGAGAAGGGAGCUGCGCUGCGUCUCACGCUGAUCAUCGUGAUUCAGGUUCUGGCGUCCCAAUCCAUUGCAAACCCUGUGGAAUGCCGAGAAGGCGAAUACCUGGGCGAUCAUGGCGUAUGCAUCCCCUGCAAGGAGUGUGGCCCUGGAUUCGAACUUUCCAAGGAGUGUGGCUACGGGGAAGGGAGGGAGGCUGAGUGCACCCCAUGCCAGCCCAGGAGGUUCAAGGACAGCUGGGGACCGCAUGGCUGCAAGUCCUGUCUCUCCUGUGCACUGAUCAACCGGGCCCAAAAGUCCAACUGCAGCACCACCUCCGAUGCCACCUGUGGAGGCUGCUUCCCCGGCUUCUACAGUAAAACUCAAAUUGGUGGAUUCCAGGACCUUGAAUGUGUGCCCUGCACAAAGCAGACCCCACCCUCCGAACCACAGUGCCUUUCUAGAAUUGGCUUAGAAGAAAGUUCCACGGAACCUGCCCAAGAUCCGGCUCUGGUGGUGCUCACAAGUAGUGCCCUGGUACUCCUGGCGCUGAUCCUCCUGACAGUCGCCAUUCUCUACUGCCAGCAAUUCUGGAAGAGCCAGUGCCAACAUGUGUUUUUGAGAAGUCAGAAUGUCUCUGGUCAGAGAGUGACCUUUCGGACAUCUGCUGGGCCAACUGGUAUCCAUGAACUGCCGCCAGAUGCUUGCUCCUUGGACAUCAGGAACUUCAGGUCUCCCUACAGACCCCCAGAAGCCAUUGCUAUUCUUCACAUGGAUCUUGUGGCACUGGCAACAUUGGCCGAGCUAAAGAGACCCUGCCUUCCAGGUGGAUUCUGUGGCUGUCUUUUCUUUCAUACCAUCCAGCCUCAUCCUAAACUGAAAAGGUUCUCCCAUCUCCAUUGAUGGAUCCCGAAGGCUGGCACUGAGCCAGACGUCAAGGUUGCAAAAGUUUAUUGACUUCCAGGCCAGUUUUGGAAGAAAGCUCUGCAGAAGGUUUUGCAGAAACCUUCUGCAGUGGGUUGCAAAAUGCAAAAAGCAUUUUGAUGCUUUUUUUGCUUUAUGACUAAUUUAUUGGGACUUCAGGCCAUAAUGUCCAACUCUAGGAUGUUUUCUACUCAUCCAUGAGAACAGCCGAACAAGCCCAUCCAGGGUCUGCUGGGAGUCGAGUGGCUUCAGCUGAGCAAGACACUACCUUGUCUCUUAGAGUAAGAUCCUAAAAGAGAGAGCAAAAAGUGUUUACUUGAAGAUAGUGGGAGAAAGGAAAUCCAAGAGAGACCUGGACUAUCACGUGUCUACUUGAUUUCUCCAUGAAAGUCACCUUCUGAUCAGCUUCGCAAGAAGGCUGCAGAGUCAGAAGACAGCUUCUCAGCACUCCAGGUCUACCUCCUGGUUUCUCCCAUUUGGCUGCUUGAAGUGUGUAGUUCCAUCUCACGAUGGAGUCAUUGUACAAUACUUGAAAAUCCCGGAACUUAAGUGGGUUUCUUCAUUGAUUGUUAAAAAUGUGGUUUAUUUUCAGGGCAUGGAGGUAAGUUACAAUGAACCCUGAAAAAUUAUCUUACAUUGCUGUGGAUUUGAGGUGUUCUUUUUCCUCUGGACACUGAUAAUAAUUUCAACAUGGCUGUUUUCAAAGUAUGCCUUGAUCAUUCUGAGCUUCCGAGCUCUUCAGCAAAUAUAAAGGGAAGGGCUCUGGCCACAGUUGUUUAUUUCCUCUUUGAGCAGGUACUGUAGGUACUGCAUGAAAUUGAUUUUUUAAAUCACAAAAAUGGUAGCAGAAGAAGACUCAUUUUUUUAAAUCCAGAAGCUCUGAGUGUUAUGUAUUUUUUCAUUAUGCAUUUUUCAUUGGUUCUAGAGGAGUCAGAUCCUGCCUGCCUUACCUGUACUGGUAGUGAGGCUGUUCAUUCAGUGUUCCUUCCUUGCCUUUGCAUGGUAACAAGCCCUUCUGAAAUGCCUUCCUUCCUUCUCAGAUACAACUUUGUCGUAUCUGACAAUCCACCUUCAUGUGGUCAAUUCCAGAAUUCAGUUCCCUGUAUAAACAGAGGUAGUCCUCACUUAAUAACCCUAAUUCGAACUUACAAGUCUGCUGCUUGUACAAGACUGUUGCUGUGACCAGGACUGUGCUCACUGGCUGGGAAGGGACAAAAUUAUUCAGUUUCACACCUUUGAUUUUUGUAAACUUCCUAAGCACGCCUCCCUGGCACCGCCACCUUUGCAACACUCCAAUUCCUUCUUCCUCUCUUGUGCACAUUGAAAGCAAAGCCAUUGUGCUG
This is a messenger RNA of Pantherophis guttatus, 2354 nucleotides long. RefSeq names its product ectodysplasin A2 receptor (gene EDA2R). Gene Ontology annotation, cellular component: plasma membrane. Gene Ontology annotation, biological process: positive regulation of canonical NF-kappaB signal transduction; positive regulation of JNK cascade. Gene Ontology annotation, molecular function: signaling receptor activity; protein binding. NCBI's taxonomy places the organism in Eukaryota, Metazoa, Chordata, Lepidosauria, Squamata, Colubridae. The record is from RefSeq and is a predicted model, not a curated record.